UUCACCUUUCACCCCUCCCCUGUGUAGUGUGGUGGGGAUGAAGAGGCAGUCAGUCCACGGGAGGCGUUAAGAGGGGAAAGGUCCACGAUAAAAGAAGCACGAUGCUGUGACAGAAACACUUGUGGGAACAAACCGACAACAUGUCCCUCAGAAAAAGUUCUUUUGUCCCGGAGGAUUUGGAAAAACCGCGGACAAGGUCUGUGCUUGAAUCAACAGAGAACUGCUUCGAUCCAGAAAACCAUCACCCUCCGUGGCUGCAGGGGCGGCCUGAGAGGCUUUGCAUCGGGGCUCAGCAUCCAGAGCUGAACGGUGUGGCCACGCCAUCACCAGACGCCUGUUCACAGCAUUUCUGCCACUUCACACCCAAGUGUUUCCUUACUGUCCACAGAGGAGCAAAUGGCACGUCCGUCCGGUCUACUCCAUCCCACUUUGGUGAAGACGGAUGGCAUGAGGGGACUACAAAAACCACCAUCAGAGUGGAGAAUGAGGUGGAGGCGCAGAGAGAAGCCAACAACUAUAGGUUUGGCUUCAGAAAGUGGAAGGGAAAUGUUACUGAGAGACCAAUUGAGGAUAGAUCAGAUAUAGUCAAGGAACUGUACACUGACCUGAGCCUUGUCAGACCUCGAGAAGGCUCUGCAAUCACAGUUGGGAACAUAGCUUAUGUGUUUUUAUUUGGUUGGUGGAUUUCGUUGUUCUACAUCCUCAUUUGUCCUCUAAUGUUUCUAACAAUUCUCGGUGCUCCUUAUGGAAAGUUAUGUUUAAAGAUGGCGUUAUACCUUCUUUGGCCAUUCAGGAAGGCAAUUGAGAAGGUCAGUGACGCCGACAAACCGAACAUGAAGCCGACAAACUGUGAGCGCAUUUCAUCCCAGAAAGACGACGAUCUUGUUGGAGACGGGGACUGUGCCCCACUUCUAGUCUCUUCGCCCAUCCUUACAGAGAUCCCUGUCCCGCUUCUGCCGCAGAAAAGAUCAUCAGACUACUGGUGUCGUGUGAGUACCUAUGUCUGGUUGUUAUUGGGUUACCCCGUCCUGGUUGUGGUCCAUUUCCUAGCAUGCGUGCUUUCCUGGCUGCCAGUGUUUUCAAUUCCUGUUGCAAAAAUGAACUUUCGGAUCUUGACUACUGUCCUCCUGAUGGCCCCAGAAGAAGUCCACAUAAAGAAGCAGGAAAUGCAGAACUUUUUGUGUGAGAUCAGAGUUACCCUGUACUGCUGCCAAGCUUUCAACAUGUAUUAUUACAAAUACACCAUCCAAGGAAUCAACAUUUUUGCUCUCAAUCUGUUACCUUUGGUAUUUAUGACUUUAGUCCUCGGCUAUACUGACCAUGAUCAUAUUUAUCUCAAUUCAGAGACCAUGUUUGCCAUAGCCAUCACCUCCAUCAUUCCCCUGUCCUACUACAUUGGCAUGGGAAUAGCUAGCAUUUCUGCUCAGAGUAACUUUGCAGUGGGGGCAGUUGUAAACGCAACAUUUGGCUCCAUCACAGAGAUCACAUUCUACAUCACAGCACUGCUGCGGGGGCACCAUGCUGGCACCAAAUGUUAUGAAGAAAUCGUCAAAGCUGCUCUCACUGGAACACUGCUCGGAUGCAUUUUGUUCAUACCAGGUAUUUGCAUGACCAUAGGGGGCAUCAAGCACAGCGAGCAGCGAUUUAACAGUCGUUCAGCUGGAGUGAGCUCAGCUCUACUCUUUAUAUCUGUUGGAGGUGUAUUUGCUCCCACCCUCUUCUCAAAGACUUUUGGUAAUCUGGUUUGUGAAAGCUGCUCAAAUAUUCCAGGAAAUGCCAGUGUCCUCUUUACCUGCAAAGACUGUCACUAUGAUACGAGCCAAGCUGAUCCUCAUUUGAUCCUGACGCAUAUUGAGCCUCUGGUGUACACCAUCUCUGUCCUGCUGCCUGCCUCAUACUUGAUCGGGCUCAUCUUCACAUUGAAGACCCACUCGCAUAUCUACGACAUCCACAUCAGUGAAGGCCACCCUCAUGGUCAGUAUGUUCAGGAGACUGCCAGCUCCCACAAACCCACUGGUGAGGUCGUCAAUGGCUGUCUGCAACCCACCGGCGUGUGUAUUAAUGCCAGCAUUAAUGACACCACCCACGGUGCAGCAGGAUGUCUGUCAUCAGCAAGUCAUGCUGUUGUGCACUGGUCCCGCUGGAAGGCUCUCGCGGUGUUGAUUGUUGCCACGGCGCUCAUGGCUUGCUGUGCUGACCUUUGCACUGAGAACAUCGAACCCAUCCUGUCUCAUUCCUCCAUCUCUCAGUACUUCAUUGGGGUCACAGUGUUGGCCAUGGUGCCGGAGCUGCCUGAGAUUGUUAAUGGGAUCCAGUUUGCGCUGCAGAAUAAUAUUAGUCUGAGCCUUGAAGUGGGCAGUUGUAUUGCUGUUCAGGUCACAAUGAUCCAGAUUCCACUGCUCAUCCUCUUUAAUGUCUUUUAUGAUGUUGGAUUCAUUCUUGUGUUCAGUGACAUUCAUCUGUGGGCCAGCAUCUUUAGUGUCAUUUUGGUCAACUACAUCUUCAUGGAUGGGAAAUGUGACUACUUCCAGGGCACUGCCCUGGUGGUGGUUUACCUCAUCCUUUUGGCUCUUUACUUCUUUGCUCCUUCUCCACGCUCAUGUUAAUCUGAGUGUCAAGAUUACAGAUCUAUUUUUCUGAAAAUAUUGAAUUAACCGUAUUUUUUUCUGAUUGUCUCAAAAUAUGGGAAACCAGCUGAAUAAGGAAUUGUGUAAAUGUAGUUUGUGGCGUGUUUGGUGGUAUAUUGAGAUUACUUGAAAAUUAUAAUUCUGGUCACUCCUAAUAAAUGAAUAAAUUGAUACAUUUUUCUUUUA
Molecule: messenger RNA, 2813 nt
Organism: Oryzias latipes (Japanese medaka)
Lineage: Eukaryota; Metazoa; Chordata; Actinopteri; Beloniformes; Adrianichthyidae
Gene: cax1
Product: cation/H+ exchanger protein 1
Biological process (GO): intracellular calcium ion homeostasis; calcium ion transmembrane transport
Cellular component (GO): membrane; endomembrane system
Molecular function (GO): calcium:proton antiporter activity
Source: RefSeq, a predicted model, not a curated record